Messenger RNA from Eutrema salsugineum, 633 nucleotides. Its product is annotated as classical arabinogalactan protein 27. Lineage: Eukaryota; Viridiplantae; Streptophyta; Magnoliopsida; Brassicales; Brassicaceae. The transcript has a single exon. The record is from RefSeq and is a predicted model, not a curated record. Bases 80 to 469 code for a protein of 129 amino acids.
GAGAGAGAGUGAGACAACGUCCCAAAAAAAUAAAGCUAGCUUUGAUUUGUUCAUCAUUACAGUAACAACAACAACAAAAAUGGCUUCAUCUUUAUGCAUUGUAACACUCAUGACCUUCAUCUUUCUCUCCUCAUCACUUUCUCUUUCUUUGCCGACAACAAAUACAAUCCCAUCUUCUCCAACAAUCUCUCCCUUUGAUGAACAACAGAUCUCGCCGGAAAUCGCUCCUCUCCUCCCUUCACCGGCCGUCUCCUCCACUCAAACCAUACCUUCUUCUAAUUCAAGCCUUCCCGAUGACGGAAACGACAACGUUUUAGCUGAUCCUGACCCUGCCUUUGCUCCCUCCGCUUCUCCGCCGGCUUCUUCACUUGCUACUCCGUCUUCUCAAGCUCCCGGAGUUCUCUUCUCCGUCGUAUUCGUCGCCGUCUCUUGUUUCUCCCUCCGGCUUCUUGCCGUUUCAGCUUUGUAGUUACUUUAUGUUAUAUACCCACGUACUCAGGGCUAUAAUUGUCCCAAAAACAAAUUAAAUAUCAUUUUAUAACUCGAAUAAACAUUUUUACCUUUUUCCGUUUCUUCGUAUUGUAAAUCGCUUGUUACUGAUUUAGGCUUCAAUCGGUUACGUCAGAACCACAC